Molecule: messenger RNA, 4767 nt
Organism: Kogia breviceps (pygmy sperm whale)
Lineage: Eukaryota; Metazoa; Chordata; Mammalia; Artiodactyla; Physeteridae
Source: RefSeq, a predicted model, not a curated record
GCGCGCAGGGGCGGCGGCGGCGGCGGCGGCGGGCCGGCGGGCGGGGUCGAGAAGGCGAUGCGGGCGCGGGGUCGGGGGCGCCUGCCCCGGCAGCUGCUGCUGCUGUUGGCGCUCUGCGUGCAGGCGGCGCGGCCCAUGGGCUAUUUCGAGCUGCAGCUGAGCGCGCUGCGGAACGUGAACGGGGAGCUGCUGAGCGGCGCCUGCUGUGACGGCGACGGCCGGACAACGCGCGCGGGGGGCUGCGGCCACGACGAGUGCGACACGUACGUGCGCGUGUGCCUCAAGGAGUACCAGGCCAAGGUGACGCCCACGGGGCCCUGCAGCUACGGCCACGGCGCCACGCCCGUGCUGGGCGGCAACUCCUUCUAUCUGCCGCCGGCGGGCGCCGCGGGGAACCGGGCGCGGGCCCGGGCCCGGGCCGGAGGCGACCAGGACCCGGGUCUCGUCGUCAUCCCCUUCCAGUUCGCCUGGCCGCGCUCCUUCACCCUCAUCGUGGAGGCCUGGGACUGGGACAAUGACACCACCCCGGAUGAGGAACUGCUGAUCGAGCGGGUGUCGCACGCGGGCAUGAUCAACCCGGAGGACCGCUGGAAGAGCCUGCAUUUCAGCGGCCACGUGGCACACCUGGAGCUGAAGAUCCGCGUGCGCUGCGACGAGAACUACUACAGCGCCACCUGCAACAAGUUCUGCCGGCCCCGCAAUGACUUCUUCGGCCACUACACCUGCGACCAGUACGGCAACAAGGCCUGCAUGGACGGCUGGAUGGGCAAGGAGUGCAAGGAGGCCGUGUGUAAACAAGGGUGUAACCUGCUCCAUGGGGGAUGCUCCGUGCCCGGGGAAUGCAGGUGCAGCUACGGCUGGCAGGGGAGAUUCUGUGACGAGUGCGUCCCGUACCCGGGCUGCGUGCACGGCAGCUGUGUGGAGCCCUGGCAGUGCAGCUGCGAGACCAACUGGGGCGGCCUGCUCUGCAACAAAGACCUGAACUACUGCGGCAGCCACCACCCCUGUACCAACGGGGGCACGUGCAUCAACGCGGAGCCCGACCAGUACCGCUGUGCCUGCCCCGACGGCUACCUGGGCAAGAACUGCGAACGGGCCGAGCACGCCUGCGCCUCGAACCCGUGUGCCAACGGGGGCUCUUGCCACGAGGUGCCCUCAGGCUUCGAGUGCCAUUGCCCGUCCGGCUGGAGCGGGCCCACCUGUGCGCUUGACAUUGACGAGUGCACCUCCAACCCGUGUGCGGCAGGGGGCACCUGCGUGGACCAGGUGGACGGCUUCGAGUGCAUCUGUCCCGAGCAGUGGGGGGGGGCCACCUGCCAGCUGGACGCCAAUGAGUGUGAAGGGAAGCCGUGCCUUAAUGCUUUUUCUUGCAAAAACCUGAUUGGUGGCUAUUACUGUGAUUGCAUCCCGGGCUGGAAGGGCAUCAACUGCCACAUCAACGUCAACGACUGUGGGGGCCAGUGUCAGCACGGCGGCACCUGCAAGGACCUGGUGAACGGCUACCAGUGCGUGUGCCCACGGGGCUUCGCGGGCCGGCACUGUGAGCGCCAGCUGGACGAAUGUGCCAGCAGCCCCUGCCGCGUCGGCCUCUGCGAGGACCUGGUCGACGGCUUCCGCUGCCACUGCCCCCAGGGCUUCUCGGGGCCGCUCUGCGAGGUGGACGUUGACUUCUGCCAGCCGAGCCCCUGCCGGAACGGUGCGCGCUGCUAUAACCUGGGGGGCGACUACUACUGUGCCUGCCCCGAGGACGUGGGCGGCAAGAACUGCUCUGAGCCCCGCGAGCCGUGCCCCGGCGGGGCCUGCAGAGUGGUCGAUGGCUGCGGGCUCGAGGCGGGGACCAGGGCGGCCCGCGUGGCCCCCGCCGGCGUGUGUGGCCCCCACGGACACUGCGUCAGCCAGCCCGGGGGCAACUUCUCCUGUGUCUGUGACAGCGGCUUCACGGGCACCUACUGCCACGAGAACAUCGACGACUGCCUCGGCCAGCCGUGCCGCAACGGGGGCACCUGCAUCGACCAGGUGGAUGCUUUCCGCUGCUUCUGCCCCAGCGGCUGGGAGGGCGAGCUCUGCGACACCAAUCCCAACGACUGCCUUCCCGAUCCCUGCCACAGCCGCGGCCGCUGCUACGACCUGGUCAACGACUUCUACUGCGUGUGUGACGAUGGUUGGAAGGGCAAGACUUGCCACUCGCGUGAGUUCCAGUGUGACGCCUACACCUGCAGCAACGGUGGCACGUGCUACGACAGUGGCGACGCCUUCCGCUGCGCCUGCCCGCCGGGCUGGAAGGGCAGCACCUGCACCGUUGCCAAGAACAGCAGCUGCCUGCCCAACCCCUGCGUGAAUGGGGGCACCUGUGUGGGCAGCGGGGACUCCUUCUCCUGCAUCUGCCGGGACGGCUGGGAGGGCCGCACCUGCACACACAAUACCAACGACUGCAAUCCCCUGCCUUGCUACAACGGCGGUGUCUGCGUGGACGGCGUCAACUGGUUCCGCUGCGAGUGCGCGCCGGGCUUCGCGGGCCCUGACUGCCGCAUCAACAUUGACGAGUGCCGGUCCUCCCCCUGCGCCUACGGGGCCACGUGUGUGGACGAGAUCAACGGCUACCGCUGCAGCUGCCCUCCCGGCCGGUCUGGCCCGCGGUGCCAGGAGGGUAGGUGGGGGGACGUUGUGGGCAAGGGCCGUGCCUGGUGGGGGCAGGGCGAGACCUGGCCUUCACGGCUGCCGCCACCUCUCUUCCACGCAGUGACCGUGUUCGGGCGGUCCUGCUGGUCCCAGGGAGUGCCGUUCCCGCACGGGAGCUCCUGGGUGGAGGAUUGUAACGGCUGCCGCUGCCUGGACGGCCGCCGGGAUUGCAGCAAGGUGUGGUGCGGCCGGAAGCCCUGCCUGCUGGCUGGCCGGCCUGACGCCCUGAGCGCCCAGUGCCCACCUGGGCAGUGGUGCCAGGAGAAGGCCCCGGGCCAGUGCCUGCAGCCGCCCUGCGUGGCGUGGGGGGAGUGCGGCGCGGAGGAGUCCUUGCUGCCCAGCACCCCGUGCCGGCCGCGCUCCAGCCACCUGGACAACAGCUGCGCCCGCCUCACCCUGCUCUUCAACCGCGACCAGGUGCCCCAGGGCACCACCGUGGGCGCCGUCUGCUCGGGGAUCCGCGCCCUGCCGGCCACGAGGGCGCUGGCCCGGGACCGCCUGCUCGUGCUUCUCUGUGACCGGCCGUCCUCGGAGGCCAGCGCGGUGGAGGUGGCUAUGUCCUUCAGCCCGGCACACGACCUGCCGGACAGCAGCCUGAUCCAGAGUGCAGCUCAUGCCAUCGUGGCGGCCAUCACCCGACGGGGGAACAGCUCGCUGCUGCUGGCUGUCACCGAGGUCAAGGUGGAGACGGUCAUCAUGGGCAGCUCCUCCACAGGUCUGCUGGUGUCGGUGCUCUGCGGCGUGUUCAGCGUGCUGUGUCUGGUGUGCGUGGCUGUCUGCGUGUGGUGGACCCGCAAGCGCAGGAAAGAGCGGGAGAGGAGCCGGCUGCCGCGGGAGGAGGGCGCCAACAACCAGUGGGCCCCGCUCAACCCCAUCCGCAACCCCAUCGAGCGGCCGGGCGGCCCCAAGGACGUGCUGUUCCCCUGCAAGAACUUCACGCCAGCCCCGCGCAGGGUGGGUGAGGCGCUGCCCGGGCCAGCGGGCGGCAGGGAGGACGAGGAGGACGAGGAGCCCGGCCGCGGCGAGGACGACUCUCCGGAGGCCGAGAAGUUCCUCUCGUGCAAGUUCACCAAAGACCCCGGCCGCUCGCCUGGGAGGCCGGCCCGCUGGGCCUCGGGCCCUAAGGUGGACAACCGCACGGUCGGGAGCCUCGGCGCCACGUGCCGUGCCGUCCGGGAGUAGGGCUGCGGUCACCAGCUGGGCCGGGACCCAGGACCCCUCGCUGGGUGCCACGCCACCCGCCGGACCACAGGAGGCCGAGGCCGUGUGCAUAGUUCCUUUAUUUUGUGUAAAAAAAAACAACACCAAAAACGAAAAACAGAUGUUUAUUUUCUAUGUUUCUUUAAGCUUGUAUAAAUUAUUGGGUAACUGUCAGGCGGAAAACAACGGAGUAUUCUCGGAUAGUUGCUAUUUUUGUAACGUUUCUGUGUGUCGCACUGGCCGUGUGGCAGGAAAAAGCAAGGAUGUCUGCGUUCUCACCAAGUCGUUGAGCGUCUGUUCCCAGAGGUGGUGCACUGUUUACAGAAUCUUCCUUUAUUCCUCACUUGGGGUUCUCAGUGGCUCCAGGCCAAAGAGCCAGUGGGACCCGUGGCUGUCGGUGGGACCACCCGAGGCUGACAGCGGGACCCGUGGCUCUCGGUGGGACCUGUGAUGUUCGGUGUGGCCCGUGGCUGUUGGCGGCACCUGCGGUUGCAGUGGGGCUUGAGGUCAUUGGUGGGGCCCGUGGCGGUCGGCGUGGCCUGAGGCCUGUGGGCAGACCCUCGCCAGCUUGCCAGCCCGUGCACUGCAGCCCGCCGUCCUCGCUCGCUCCUGCCCAGAGCACUCGCUCCAGAGAUCUCUCAACUGUGCUUUCAGAAGUGCCCUUCCUGACUGCUCUGUUCUCCCCGGGACGGUGGCAGUACUGAAGCUUGUGACAAGUGCCUUCACACAGACUCUCCCCUCGCAACUGUCAACGUUCGCCGUGGGUACCAGGCCGCUGCCCACCUGCUGGCCCCGGCCGCCCCUCCUCGUGAAAGUGCAUUUUUGUACAUAUGUACAUAUUAAAUGAAUCACUCUGUAUAUUUGAUUUAAUAACUUAAAUGUUUAGUC